Exserohilum turcica Et28A is the source of this 453-nucleotide messenger RNA. RefSeq lists its product as uncharacterized. Bases 1 to 453 code for a protein of 150 amino acids. The transcript has 2 exons. The record is from RefSeq and is a predicted model, not a curated record. Lineage: Eukaryota; Fungi; Ascomycota; Dothideomycetes; Pleosporales; Pleosporaceae.
AUGGCAUUGAAAAAGAAAAUCACCAAAAUCACGAAGGAUGAUCAGACAUCUCGUAGGAAAAGAACCAAAGGCCUGUUCAGCAAGUCGCACGAGCUGGGUAUACGGCCAAGUUGUAAGGUGUUCACUUUUGUACUAUACACCGAUGUUGGCGAAGUCCGCACCUACGACUCGACGGGUGGCGAUAUUUUAGGAGAGCUAGAGACGGUGAUGGAAAGACUACGUCGUUUCCCCCAGGACUGGCAACGAUUUGGUCCGUCCUCUUAUAAGAAUAGCAAGACGAUCAGUAAACCGUCAAGGUGCAGGCGCCAGUCCAGCAUUGAACAACGGUCCGAGGCAUCGAAUGUACCAGAAGAAAGAGCUUUGUGCAGCGAGCCACCAAGCUUCGAUUUCAAAUCACUGCCCAUGUAUGCCGAUAUAGAACUCACAAGGAAUACGAGUGGAAUAGUACAGUAA